GGCCUGCGGCCCGAAGAGCAAGAAGGGCGAUCUGCUGAACGCGCACUAUGAUGGUUUCCUGGCGAGCGACGGAGCCAAGUUUUACUGCAGUCGGACACAAAAUGAAGGUCAUCCCAAAUGGUUCGUCCUGGGUGUUGGACAAGUCAUAAAAGGGUUAGAUAUUGCUAUGAUGAAUAUGUGUCCUGGAGAAAAACGGAAAGUGACAAUCCCUCCAUCAUUAGCAUAUGGACAGCAAGGAUACGCACAGGGUAAGAUUCCACCCAAUGCAACACUGAUCUUUGAGAUUGAACUCUAUGCAGUAAAUAAAGGACCUCGUAGUGUUGAAGCAUUUAAUCAAAUAGACAAGGAUAGUGACAAGAAACUCUCUGAACUCGAGAUAAGCCAGUAUUUGAAAGAAGAAUUUGCAAGAGAUGGCAAAAAACGUCAUCCCUCAGCCCACGAUGAAAUCUUAGCUGACAUAUUUAAGAAGAAUGACCAUGAUGGAGAUGGUUUCAUAUCUGCAAAGGAGUACAAUGUCUACCAGCAUGAUGAACUCUAGGUACCUAUAACAUCUUUGGCUGUUUUCUGGACACUGAAUUCUAAAUACUUUGUCACAGAAAUUUUUGUACUUUUUUUGUCGUGGCAUCUUUUUGUAUCUCUUAAGGUGACUGUAAAAACCUUAUUUUUAACAUUGAGCUAAUAAAAUGUGUUAGAUAUUUCAAAAGAAAGAAAUAAAAUUGGAAAACACC
Molecule: messenger RNA, 728 nt
Organism: Acanthisitta chloris (rifleman)
Lineage: Eukaryota; Metazoa; Chordata; Aves; Passeriformes; Acanthisittidae
Gene: FKBP7
Product: FK506 binding protein 7
Exons: 4
Coding region: 167-538 (123 amino acids)
Molecular function (GO): peptidyl-prolyl cis-trans isomerase activity; calcium ion binding
Source: RefSeq, a predicted model, not a curated record